AUGACUUCACCAAUACCUGAUCUCAUGUCUCCCCUUCUUGAACAACCUAAUCCAAUUGGUCAAGUUAAAUCUGACGUUUUGGCAGCUUUGGAACAUUAUAAAAUCAAGGAUGCUUCUAAAGUAGUGGUCAGAUUCAAAUCAAUAGGUUCAGCACCGAUAAUGAAAAACAACGUUUUCAAAGUCACCGCAGGGAAUAAAUUCCAAGCUGUGGUCGUUUUUUUAAGAACUCAAUUAGGUUAUAAACCUACUGAUCCUUUGUUCACUUAUAUAAACGGAGCUUUCGCACCUGCACCAGAUGAUACAGUUGGGAAUUUAUUUAAAUGUUUCGGAACGGAAGGACAUUUAAUAGUGAAUUAUAGUAAUACUCAAGCAUGGAGUUGA
Messenger RNA from Tremella mesenterica DSM 1558, 381 nucleotides. RefSeq lists its product as uncharacterized. Gene Ontology annotation, cellular component: phagophore assembly site membrane; Atg12-Atg5-Atg16 complex; cytoplasm. Bases 1 to 381 code for a protein of 126 amino acids. NCBI's taxonomy places the organism in Eukaryota, Fungi, Basidiomycota, Tremellomycetes, Tremellales, Tremellaceae. Gene Ontology annotation, biological process: C-terminal protein lipidation; nucleophagy; autophagosome assembly. The transcript has 5 exons. The record is from RefSeq and is a predicted model, not a curated record.